CAUUUCCGGUGGCGGCGGAACUGACGUCAGAGUUCUCGGGCAAAACAAGCACAUGUGAGGACUGCGUGGUAAGACGUUGACUAUUACCUUCUUAAAUCAUAGUUGUCGUGAAUCGACGGGCAUGGAUAAACCAGGCAACUACCCUGCGCCCAACUUUGAUUCGCCAACUCCAAACUCCUUCCAACUGCCAUGGCAGCAGCAACCACUUCUUCGGACUAGCAGCUUCCACCCCAGCAUGUGGACCUGGAGUGAAGCACCUAUCCAGCCCGGUUCGGCCUACGGCGGUCAAACUACAGGGAACCACGGGGCAACGACAGGCUCCCGUCCUCCUUCAGGAAACUACGGGUCCCAAUAUUUAUACGGCCAAAAUUCUGGUCGUGAAUGGUAUCAAGCAGGACAUCAAGGUUAUAGACCAACAGGCAACUAUGGAAAAAAGAGCAACAAUGGACCUUCCUUUUUGCAUUUUUGUGACACCUGUGACCGUGGUUUUAAAAACCAGGAGAAGUUUGAGGAACAUGUUGCUCAACAUGUCAAGUGUUCUGUCCAAGACUGCAGCUUCACGGCUCAUGAGAAAAUAGUUAACAUCCAUUGGAAAAAUACCCAUGCACCAGGAAGGAAAAGAAUCAAGUUGGACACCCCUGAAGAGAUUUUGAAGUGGAGAGAGGAAAGACGCAAGAACUAUCCGACUUUGCAGCAUGUCGAAAAAAAGAAAAAACUGAUGGAAGGGCGAGAGAGGACUGGAGCGGUUCUGGAGACAGCUCAGUUUGGACGAAUGAGAGGCAGAGGACGUGGCCAAUGGCGUGGGAGAGGGUUCCAACGGCAACAUCCCCAAAGUCCUCAUCCAUUGGACAGUGGCACUGCAGUAAAACAACUCCUACCCAUCACACAGUCCAACCCGGAUUGUGAUCCAUUGGGAGUGUUGCUCAAAAGUGACAAUGAUUCCGAGAAAGAGGAUGCAACGGCUACCUCCAGUGGUGCUGGCCUAGUUGUGGCCCCGAAGCAGAUGAGCUCAGCUCUGGGGUCUCUUGUGGCCAACUAUGGCUCCAUGAGUGAGAGUGAAAGUGAUGAUGAAGCGCACACCCCAACUAUGCAAAAAGCCAAAGAAAUGCCCCAAGAAAACAAGGUUGUGCAAAAUCAGCACACACAAGCUUCCAGGGUCUCCAAUGGCUGGUCCAAUCAGAACAUGGCAAACAACCUAAGAGGAGGAGGAGGACGAGGACGAAGAGGGAGAGGAGGAAGGCGUGGUCGAGGUGGACACUGUGAUAUGCCAAUGGGACGGAGGCCUACUCUCCUUGAGAUGCUCCUCGCACCAGACAUCCGCCAUGAGAGGAACAUCCUCCUGCAGUGUGUUCGAUACGUGGUCCGAAACAACUUCUCUAGGCUGGAGAACCAACCUAAACUCCAACCAGGGAUUGACUUGAGACAAGCUAUCGGAAGUACAGAGCAAGAAGUUGAAAAUGAAAAGCCGUCAGUGGAAGCCAGAACUUUGUUUUCCUCUUUGGUUACUGAGGAGAGAUGUUCUGUCAAGGAUGGGACCACGUCUCAAAGAGCCACCACAAAGCCAGGAGUUAGGGAGGAGGAGAUGGUGACUAGUCAAUCUAACGCGGGUAUAAACUUGGCUGUUAAUCACUGCUCGCCACAGAAUCAUCUGGCUCAGUACCCACUUAGUCACCAAUCUGCCCUUGGACAGCCGGGUGACUCAACUGGCUGUGGACCGACAGAUGACCAAACCGACCCUGUUUUACCAGGAGACCAGACUGUCUCUGAAACCGCUAUUUACGAAGAUGGCUGUAGUUUACCAUGUAACAAAGCAGUUUAUGGACUCCCAGAGGAAAAAGUUUGCUAAGUUGGCCCCAGACCCCCUCGUGAGCAAACAUCUUAUAGACUUUUAAGUGAGAAAACUGGCCCUGGAGUGAAGGGUUAUCAAGCUGCCUCUGGGAUCACCAAACGACCAAACUGGCUUUGAUUCACCAAACUGGCCCUGGUUUACCAGGAGAGCAAACAAAUUCUGAACCGGCUAUUUGCAAAAUGGCUCUGGUUCACUAUGUGACAAUGCUGUUUAUGGACUCCUUGAGGAAAUGUAUGGCUAUAGUCUAUUUGAUGCUCCUUGUGGACAAGCUUGCUGUGGAUUCCCCGGUGACCACAUUUUCACCAGAGUCAUUUCAAGUGACAAAACAGCCUCUGUUAUCAAUAUGAUUCAUGAUGAUGAAAUACGGAAAAUUGGUAUUCAUCGAAAAAUUCAGACUUAUUUGGCUUAAUUUGAAUUAUGACAUAAUUUUGGCUGAUUUAUAUUUUGUAGAAUAUAUUGAUAAAAUAUAUUUUUCUCCAAAAAUAAAUGUUAACAAAUCAGAGCUA
This is a messenger RNA of Nerophis ophidion (straightnose pipefish), 2355 nucleotides long. RefSeq names its product nuclear FMR1 interacting protein 1 (gene nufip1). NCBI's taxonomy places the organism in Eukaryota, Metazoa, Chordata, Actinopteri, Syngnathiformes, Syngnathidae. Bases 122 to 1846 code for a protein of 574 amino acids. Gene Ontology annotation, biological process: box C/D snoRNP assembly. The record is from RefSeq and is a predicted model, not a curated record. Gene Ontology annotation, molecular function: RNA binding. Gene Ontology annotation, cellular component: nucleus. The transcript is spliced from 10 exons.